GCGAGGAGAAGCGAAGACCAUGGCGACCGAGCUGUUUGAGGAUAUCUUCGAGGUGCGGCAGCUGAACCCGGAUGGCAAGAAGUUCGACAAAGUGACCCGCGUGGUGUGCAAGGGUGUGUCGUACGAGCUGGAGCUGACGCUGGACAUCAACUCAGAGGUCUACCGUCUGCGCCAGAACGAGAAGUUCACGCUGGCGCUCGUCAGCACGCUGGACCUGGAGGGCAAGCCGGACGACGGCAUGUUCAACCAGUCGGGCAAGCCCACGCUGCUGGACCGUUACGACUACGGCAUGUACGGCAAGGUGUUCCAGUACGACCACGAGGGCGGCAACAUGGUGGCCAUCUACGCCAGCUUCGGCGGCCUGCUCAUGUGCCUGCGCGGCGAGCAGCGCCACCUGCACAUGAUUCACAACGACACACGGAUCUACUGCCUGCUCCGGAAACAGUAAACAGGUUGUGGGGAGCUCAGCUCGGCGUGUCGUCUUCCAUGCGACGGGCUAGCAGCCAGCACACGCAGCGGAACUGCCCCAGCGUGGCGAAGUAUGUGAAGAGACACACACCAAUUGACGACUCCGUGUGAAGCACGAAUACUCGUAUAGACAGCGCGCGGCUGGACGUGAAGAGGAGGAGA
This is a messenger RNA of Phytophthora sojae, 630 nucleotides long. RefSeq lists its product as hypothetical. Gene Ontology annotation, molecular function: DNA-directed RNA polymerase activity. Bases 20 to 448 code for a protein of 142 amino acids. The transcript has 3 exons. Gene Ontology annotation, biological process: DNA-templated transcription. Gene Ontology annotation, cellular component: RNA polymerase I complex; RNA polymerase III complex; RNA polymerase II, core complex. Lineage: Eukaryota; Oomycota; Peronosporomycetes; Peronosporales; Peronosporaceae. The record is from RefSeq and is a predicted model, not a curated record.